CGGGCACCUGACUUUCGCCGCCCCUCCAGUCGCUUAAAACGUCACGAGACGCAGGGUGAUGACGUACGUAACCCCGACCUUCCACAUCCAAGAUGGCUGCUGUCAGGAAGGAGAGACGUCGCUAAGGGGUUUGCCUGAGGCGAAGGGUUGAUGUUAUCCUGAAGAAAGAUCUUCAGAGGAUUGCAACAUUCCAGAGGCCCUUUUGGGAAAAACAAGGCUACUUCAAUAAAUGAAGGAGAACAAAGAAAAUUCAAGCCCUUCAAUCACGUCAGCAAACCUGGACCACACAAAACCAUGUUGGUACUGGGAUAAGAAGGACUUGGCGCAUACACCCUCACAACUUGAAGGACUUGAUCCAGCCACUGAGGCCCGGUACCGCCGAGAGGGUGCUCGCUUCAUCUUUGAUGUGGGCACACGUUUAGGGUUACAUUAUGACACCCUGGCAACUGGAAUCAUUUAUUUUCAUCGAUUCUAUAUGUUUCAUUCCUUCAAGCAGUUCCCAAGAUACGUGACAGGAGCUUGUUGUCUCUUUCUGGCUGGGAAAGUAGAAGAAACGCCAAAAAAAUGUAAAGAUAUCAUCAAAACAGCUCGUAGUUUGUUAAAUGAUGUCCAAUUCGGACAGUUUGGAGAUGACCCAAAGGAAGAAGUCAUGGUGCUGGAGAGGAUCUUACUGCAGACCAUAAAGUUUGAUUUACAAGUGGAGCAUCCAUACCAGUUCCUGCUCAAAUACGCAAAGCAGCUCAAAGGUGAUAAAAACAAAAUUCAGAAGUUGGUUCAAAUGGCGUGGACAUUUGUAAAUGACAGUCUCUGCACCACCCUGUCACUGCAGUGGGAACCAGAGAUCAUAGCUGUCGCAGUAAUGUAUCUCGCGGGACGUUUAUGCAAAUUUGAAAUACAGGAGUGGACCUCCAAGCCCAUGUACAGGAGAUGGUGGGAACAGUUUGUUCAAGAUGUCCCUGUUGACGUUCUGGAAGACAUCUGCCACCAAAUCCUGGAUCUUUACUCACAAGGGAAACAACAGAUGCCUCAUCACACUCCUCAUCAGCUGCAGCAGCCCCCAUCUCUUCAGCCUACACCACCACAAGUGCCACAGGUGCCACAGUCACAACCAUCUCAAGGCUCAGAAGCGGCCCAGCCUCAGCAGAAAGACUCACAGCAGUCAGCGCAGCAGCAGCAGCAGCAGCAGCAGCAGCAACAACAACAACAGGCACAGCAACCCAAGAAACCAUCCCCUCAGCCCAGCCCUCCCCGACAGGCCAAGCGUGCUGUGGUAGUUUCUCCCAAGGAAGAGAACAAAGCCUCAGAACCACCACCACCACCUAAAAUUCCCAAACUUGAGGCUACUCACCCACCAUUGCCUCCAGCGCACCCGCCUCCAGACCGGAAGCCUCCCCUCGCUCCUGCCUUAAGUGAGGCUGAAGCAACUGGUCCUGUGGAAGCAAGUGACCUCCCCAAAGUCCAGAUUCCUCCUCCAGCACACCCAGCCCCUGUGCACCAGCCCCCACCAUUGCCACAUCGGCCUCCACCCCCGCCACCCUCCAGCUACAUAACUGGGAUGUCUACCACCAGCUCCUACAUGUCAGGAGAGGGCUACCAGAGCCUUCAGUCCAUGAUGAAGACAGAAGGUCCCUCCUAUGGUGCCCUGCCUCCAGCCUAUGGCCCACCUGCUCACCUUCCCUACCACCCCCAUGUUUACCCCCCCAACCCACCUCCACCUCCUGUUCCUCCACCCCCAGCUUCCUUUCCCCCACCCACCAUUCCCCCCCCUACCCCAGGAUACCCUCCACCACCUCCUACCUACAACCCCAAUUUCCCACCCCCACCCCCACGCCUGCCCCCAACUCAUGCAGUCCCUCCUCACCCUCCUCCAGGCUUGGGUUUGCCACCAGCCAGCUACCCACCUCCAGCUGUUCCCCCUGGAGGGCAGCCCCCUGUCCCCCCACCUAUCCCCCCACCUGGAAUGCCGCCUGUGGGGGGCCUAGGGCGGGCAGCCUGGAUGAGAUAACGUGACGCCUUUUCUCUCUCUCUCUCUUUUUU
Molecule: messenger RNA, 2037 nt
Organism: Acomys russatus (golden spiny mouse)
Lineage: Eukaryota; Metazoa; Chordata; Mammalia; Rodentia; Muridae
Gene: Ccnk
Product: cyclin K
Exons: 12
Coding region: 230-2005 (591 amino acids)
Biological process (GO): regulation of transcription by RNA polymerase II; positive regulation of DNA-templated transcription, elongation
Cellular component (GO): cyclin/CDK positive transcription elongation factor complex; nucleus
Molecular function (GO): cyclin-dependent protein serine/threonine kinase activator activity
Source: RefSeq, a predicted model, not a curated record